Messenger RNA from Gasterosteus aculeatus aculeatus (three-spined stickleback), 3101 nucleotides. NCBI's taxonomy places the organism in Eukaryota, Metazoa, Chordata, Actinopteri, Perciformes, Gasterosteidae. The record is from RefSeq and is a predicted model, not a curated record.
GACGCGUCACCUCAUUAACAUUCAUGAGCUGAGCCGCGCUGAAGAUUCGCAUCUUGCAGGAUGCACGAACAGCUGUUGCGCUGCAAACUUUACCCGACGUGCGUGACAACCGAGUGCGGGUGCGCGAUGUCCGAUCGAUCGGUCUGAAACGAUCGAAUCGGCCGUUUCCCGCUGGCUGAGUACCGAGUUAAAUACGAGGAAUGGCAAUGGAGCCAACAGGCUAACGCUAUGCUAACAGGCUAACGGCCGCUGUGAAGAGGAGUUGAUCACCUUCAUCCACAGUGAGACUCGGUGACAUUACCUGAAGACCACAUGGACUCGCUGCUGGACUUCGAGGAGUGUGUCAGAGACUCUCCUCACUUCAGACUGAAGCUCGAGCUGUUCGAGGCAGAUGUUUCUGUGCUGGAGACACAACUGGAAAAGGUGAUGAAGCUGUGCGGGAAGAUGGUGGAGGCGGGGCAAGCGUACAAUGCAGCCAAUCAGCUGUUCCUCACCGGCCUGGCUGAACUCUCCGCGCACAACAAGACGGACGACGUCAUCACAAACUGUCUGAGCCAGUUCAACCAGGGCCUUCAGGAGGUGGUCAGCUUCCACAGCAUGUUGUUUGAUCAGACUCAGAGAGCCAUCGGCCAGCAGCUCACCAACCUGUGCACACAGUUCCUGCCCCAGCUGGUGGAGACCAGGAGGGAGUUUGUCCGGAUCGGAGAGGACCUGGAGACGGCGGCGGUGAAAAGCGCUCAGGUGUCUCGGCACAAAGCCGGUGAGGCGGAGCGGGCGAGUCACCUGCUGCUCGCCACGCGCAAAUGUUACCAGCACUUCGCCCUGGACUACUGUCUGCAGCUGAACACGUUCAAGGCUCAGCAGAGAGUGGACAUCUUAAACUCAAUGUUCUCAUUCGUCCACGCUCAGUUCACCUUCUUCCACCAAGGGUUCGACCUCCUGAGGGACCUGGAGCCCGCCAUGAAGACUAUGGCAGCACAGCUGUCUCAGUUGUCAGCAGAAUGUGCAGCUCAGAGGAAACAGCUGGAGAACAAACAUCUGCUGGUUCAGCAGAGGGAUGCCUCUGGAGAGCAGACGGUGUCUCCGUGUCCAAACAGUGACGCCAUCAUCUCAGGUUUCCUCUUCAAACGCUCCAGGAGGAAACCCAAAACCUGGAAGAGGUACACUGGCCUCUACUAUACUGGUUUUUCCAUCAGAGACAACCAGCUCCUGUACAGGAAGUCUCCCAGGGAGGAGCCUCUGGUUCUGUUUGAGGAUCUCCGGCUUUGUGCCGUCAAGUCCACGGAGCACACGGAGCGCCGGUUCUGUCUGGAGCUGCUGUCCAUAAAGAAGUGCUGCGCCCUGCAGGCGGACUCGGACCUCGUGAAGCGCUCUUGGCUCGGCGCUCUGCAGGGAAGCAUCGACUUCGCCUACGGAGACGCCGGCUCACAGGCACCGUGUUCCUUUACAUGUCGACUUCUUCACGCGUGUUACUGUUGAUCUGCACCUCGGUAGACUGACUGAACCCCUGCCUGUGCUUAGCCCAGAGAGGCCCCGCCUCUGUCCCCGGGCCCCUCCCCCGCCCAGAGGCCCGCGGCGCUGGCCGUGGCCCUCGGGGGCCCCGGGAACCAGCGGUGCUGUGACUGUGGGGAGGAGGAGCCCCGCUGGGCCUCCAUCAACCUGGGGGUGACCAUGUGCAUCCAGUGCUCCGGCAUACACAGGAGCCUCGGCGUGCACCUGUCCAAGGUGAGGUCUCUCACUCUGGACUCCUGGGAGGCUGAGCAGCUGAAGCUGCUGUGCAUUCUGGGAAACGACGUGAUGAACCAGAUCUACGAGGCGAGGUGUUCAGAGGAAGGACGAGUCAAACCCGGCGCCGACAGCCCGAGAGCGGAGAAAGAGACGUGGAUCAAAGAGAAGUACGUGCACAAGAGAUUCCUGCACAGCAGCAUCUCGGAUGGAGCCCGUGGCGGGGAGGCCGGGCUGCGACUGUACCGGGCCGCGGCCGCCGGGGACCUGGUUGCCAUGGCAAUGGCGUUGGCCCAGGGGGCGCCGGUCAACGGGAGCAUCGACGAGGAGGCGGGGCGCACGCCGCUGAUUGGAGCCGCAGUUGGGGGCUCCAUGUCGGCCUGCGAGUUCCUGCUGCUCAACGGAGCCAACGUCAACCACCGCGACCUGAGGGGUCAGGGGGCGCUGCACGCCGCCGCCACCGCUGGCCACACCGGACUCGUGUGUCUGCUGCUGAAGAAAGGAGCCAAUCAGUACGCCGCUGACGAGCGAGGUCAGGACCCGCUGGCCAUCGCCGUGGAAACUGCUCACGCCGACAUCGUCACACUACUGCGCAUGGCCCGGAUGAACGAGGAGAUGAGGGAUUCAGACGGAUUCUUUGGCGCUUCGGGGGACGAUGAGACCUUUCAGGACAUCUUCCGUGACUUCAGCGAUAUGGCAUCACACGACCCGGAGAGGCUCAGCAGACGGCGGUUCAGCUGCGGGGGGGGAGGGGAGGAGCAGGAGGAGCAGGAGGAGGAAGAGGAGGACAGCGAACUCUGUAAAUGACACAAAGUGAAGAGCUGACGGACCGUCUGUGUCCUCGUCCUCGUCCUCGUGGUGCAGUCACUGCAGAAGGAUCUCGUUUUCAAUCAAUAUGAAGAUGUUUUUUCUCCUCAAUGGUCCAGUCUUCAUUUAGAAGUAUUUCAUUUAUUUAUAUCUGGUUUUAUUCAUGUUUAAUCUCGUUGAAACUCACAAUAGUUGUUAUUAAUGUUUUUACGUCACCUGGAGGUCAGUUGCAAUGUGCAGCUUCGCCACUAGAUGUCACUGAAUCCUUCAAGAGGACGGACCCCAAUGGUUCCAUCAUCAGCACAGUGCGCCCCCCGCUGGACUGAUGAGGAACCGCAGCGUCUUUCUGUGAUUCUCACACUCGUCGUCCUGCGGGCCGACUGGACCCCGGCGGGCCGCAUGUUUCACACCCGUCCAGGUGAUGAAGACUGAAGCACAAGCGUUUUAAUUUUUUAGCUUCUCUGCAUCUUCUCCUAAAUGUCGGGCGAGUUCAGCCUGGGGGGGAUAUUUCAUUUCCUUCCAGACGGUUCCGUCCUGUGAUGCUUAAUAAACCCUCAUACACGCUGACA